Cucurbitaria berberidis CBS 394.84 is the source of this 705-nucleotide messenger RNA. RefSeq names its product riboflavin kinase. Lineage: Eukaryota; Fungi; Ascomycota; Dothideomycetes; Pleosporales; Cucurbitariaceae. The transcript is spliced from 2 exons. The record is from RefSeq and is a predicted model, not a curated record. Gene Ontology annotation, cellular component: mitochondrion. Gene Ontology annotation, molecular function: riboflavin kinase activity. Bases 1 to 705 code for a protein of 234 amino acids. Gene Ontology annotation, biological process: FMN biosynthetic process; riboflavin biosynthetic process.
AUGGGUCCUCCAAACGGUUCGCGCGACCUUAUCGCAGGCCCCGACACACCACAAGCACCCUUCCCACUAAAGCUACGAGGACCAGUCAUCAAGGGCUUUGGACGAGGAAGCAAAGAGCUCGGCAUCCCCACCGCGAACAUCCCCCUCUCAGGCCUGAGCAUAGGCGGCAACGACGCGCUCGAAUCCGGCAUCUACUACGGCUGGUGCACACUCGACCACUCGACCAUCGCCUCGCAAACAACCUCCCACAGCGUCCCAAGCGCUACAGACGAUACCUCUGUGCCCGCGCAAUCGUCCAGCCACGGGGUUGCGGAUCUCAAAUACACCUCCUCUACCAACACCGCAGAUAGCAAGACUACCAUCUACCCCACCGUCCUGAGCAUAGGAUAUAAUCCGUAUUACAAGAACAGUCAGCGGUCGAUCGAGAUACACAUCCUGCAUAAUUUCCCUGCGGACUUUUAUGGCGCUACGCUGUCGCUUGUGAUUUUGGGGUUUAUACGGCCGGAGUACGACUAUGUGAGUAAAGAUGCGCUGGUGGAGGAUAUUAGAGAGGAUAUACGCGUUGCGCAGAGGAGUUUAGCACGGGAAGCGUAUGGAGCGUGGAAGGGGGAUGCAUGGUUAAGAGGGGGUGAGGAUGAGCAGGCGGGGAAGAGUAGAGAUGGUGUGGGACAGAGCGAUGGAGUGGGCAUGUGCCAGAUGAAGUGA